Molecule: messenger RNA, 1122 nt
Organism: Darwinula stevensoni
Lineage: Eukaryota; Metazoa; Arthropoda; Ostracoda; Podocopida; Darwinulidae
Source: the annotation of a GenBank genome assembly
AUGGGUCAUUCUGUAUUCCGAGUUUUGUUCGCUCGUUCGUCUGAGUUCACGGAUUUGUGGUCAAAGUUCACGUGUUCACUCAUCAGCGGCAGUGAAAUGGCACAUGUGGCCAAGAAGAGGAAGUGCAUGUCUAUUGAACUGAAAAUAGACAUUCUGAGAGAAGUCGAGGAAGGGAAACUGAAGAAGGGCGAGAUUUCCGCGAAGUAUGACAUCCCACCAUCGACGCUUUCUUCCAUCGUCAGCGCUAAAGAAAAGAUUCGCAAGGAAUUCUUCAAUGCCAGCUUUGCUCCAGGAAGAAAGAAGUUGAGAGGUGCAAAAUACGGUGACAUUGAAGAAGCUUUAUUUGAGUGGUUCCAGCAAGCACGUGCCUGCAACAUCGCCCUUGAUGGGAACACCAUUCGGCAGAAAGCCGCAGAACUGGCGAAGGUAUUGGGGAUCGAGAAACUUGAGUGCUCUUCUGGUUGGCUCUCUCGCUUCAAGGACAGACAUGGAAUCGUGUUCAAGAAAGUUUGUGGGGAAGCCGGAAGCGUGCCUGAUGAAAUCGUCAACAAAUGGAAGAAUGAGACUCUUAGAAGCAUAAUAGGCAGCCAUCGCCCAGAGGAUAUUUUCAAUGCCGAUGAGACAAGUCUAUUCUUCAAUCUCACACCUGAAAAAACUAUGCAGGUAAGUCCUGAUGCCGUAGCAAACUGCUUUCGAAAAGCUGGCUUCUGCCAUGGCGAAUCUACACAGGAGGAAACUGAUAUUGCUCCUCCAAUGGAGAGCGACGACGCCUGGGAGGAAAUCGCCUCUCAGUUGCAAGUGGGCUGUGAAUUCACACAGUUCGUGAAUAUUGACGAGGACGUUCCCACGUGCGAGCCGCUUCCCAAUCCUGCUAUGUGUGCAGAAGCUCACGGAGUUAUGGAGUUAGAAGAUGCUGCCAAUGAGGAGGAAAUGGAAGAACAACCAGCCAUACCCAAGUCACGGAAUGUUAUGGAAGCAGUGGAAACGAUCAAGCUGCACCUUUAUCAUGCAUGCCACGGAAAUGAAAAAAUGCUUAGAAAAAUCUCGGACAUAGAGAAAUUCUUUCUGAAGCGGGCGACUUCAAGUCGGCAAACAUGUAUCCGAGAUUACCUGCAGUCAUGA